AGUUGAUAUAUCCCUAAAGGAAGAGCCCAGGGCUCCAGACUUCCAUCAGGAUGGUGGGUGAUGCCCCCUAUCUCAUCUCAGAUCUGGACCGGCGGGGUCAGCGGAGAUCCUUCUCAGAGAGAUAUGACCCCAGCCUGAAGACCAUGAUCCCUGUGCGACCCUAUGCAAGGCUGGCAUCUAACCCGGUGGAUGAUGCAGGGCUCCUGUCCUUUGCCACCUUCUCCUGGCUCACACCGAUCAUGAUCAAGGGGUACAAGCAUGACCUGACAGUGGACACCCUGCCCCCGCUGUCACCCUAUGAUUCAUCUGACAUCAAUGCCAAAAGAUUGCGAAUCCUUUGGGAUGAAGAAGUGGAGCGGGUGGGUCCUGAGAAGGCCUCCUUGGGCCGAGUGGUCUGGAAGUUCCAGAGGACGCGUGUGCUAAUGGACGUCGUGGCCAACAUCCUGUGCAUCAUCAUGGCGGCCAUAGGGCCGACGGUUCUCAUUCACCAAAUCCUCCAGCACACUGAGAGCAGCUCUAGCGAAAUCUGGGUUGGCAUCAGCCUGUGCCUAGCCCUUUUUGCGACUGAGUUUACCAAAGUUCUCUUUUGGGCCCUUGCCUGGGCCAUCAAUUAUCGCACAGCAAUCCGGUUGAAGGUAGCUGUCUCCACCCUGGUUUUCGAAAACCUGCUGUCCUUCAAGACACUGACACACAUCUCUGUUGGUGAGGUGCUCAACAUACUAUCAAGCGAUAGCUAUUCCUUGUUUGAAGCUGCCUUGUUUUGUCCCCUGCCAGCCACCAUCCCUAUCCUAAUGGUCGUUUGUGCGUUGUAUGCCUUUUUCAUUUUGGGAUUCACCGCUUUCAUCGGGAUAUCCGUGUAUAUCGUAUUCAUCCCCAUCCAGAUAUUUAUGGCCAAGCUCAAUUCAGCUUUCCGAAGAUCAGCAAUUUCAGUGACAGACAAGCGCGUUCAGACAAUGAAUGAAUUUCUGACCUGCAUCAAGCUGAUUAAAAUGUAUGCCUGGGAGAAAUCUUUCACCAAUACAAUUCGAGAUAUAAGAAAGAGGGAAAGAAAAUUACUCGAAAAAGCUGGAUUUGUUCAAAGUGGAAACUCAGCCCUGGCCCCUGUUGCGUCCACCAUAGCCAUCGUACUGACCUUCACCUGCCACAUCCUGCUGAGGCGCAAGCUCACCGCCCCUGUGGCAUUUAGUGUGAUUGCCAUGUUUAACGUAAUGAAGUUCUCCAUUGCAAUCUUGCCUUUCUCGGUCAAAGCAGGGGCCGAAGCCAAUGUGUCUCUGAAGAGAAUGAAGAAAAUCCUCAUAGCUAAGAGCUCCCCAUCUUACAUCACCCAACCAGAAGACCCAGAUACUGUCUUGCUUUUAGCAAAUGCCACUUUGUCAUGGGAUCAAGAAGCCACCUGGAAAGGUGACCCAAAGAAAGGGCAGAACCAGAAAGUGCAGCCUGCAAAGGAGCAAAGGCCAGAGGUGUACCGUGAGCGGAGUCCCUCAGCCCAGAGAUCUUUGGGUUCAGAGGAACAUUCUGGCAGUCCCAAACCGGUCCUCCACGACAUCAGCUUUGUGGUGAGAAAGGGGAAGGUCUUAGGAAUCUGCGGGAAUGUGGGGAGCGGAAAGAGUUCCCUCAUUGCAGCCCUGCUGGGACAGAUGCAGCUACAGAAAGGAAUUGUGGCUGUCAAUGGAACUUUGGCCUACGUCUCACAGCAGGCUUGGAUCUUCCAUGGAAAUGUGAGAGAAAAUAUACUAUUUGGAGAAAAAUAUGAUGAGCAAAGGUAUCUACACACGGUUCGUGUCUGUGGCCUUCAGACGGAUCUGAGAAGCCUCCCUUACGGAGACCUGACUGAGAUUGGGGAGCGAGGUCUGAACCUCUCCGGGGGACAAAGGCAGAGGAUCAGCCUGGCUCGUGCCGUCUACUCCAACCGUCAACUUUAUCUGCUGGACGACCCCCUGUCGGCCGUGGAUGCGCACGUGGGCAAGCAUGUAUUUCAGGAAUGCAUCAGGAAGACACUCAGGGGGAAGACGGUCGUCCUGGUGACCCACCAGCUGCAGUUCUUGGAGUCUUGUGAUGAAGUCAUUCUGUUGGAAGAUGGAGAGAUUUGUGAGAAGGGCACUCACAAGAAGUUAAUGGAGGAGCGGGGACGCUAUGCCAAGCUGAUCCACAACCUCCGAGGCUUGCAAUUUAAGGACCCCGAGCACAUUUACAACGCGGCCAUGGUGGAAGUCCUUAAGGAGAGCCAGUCGCAGAGGAGCAGUGAGGAUGCUGGCAUCUGCGUGGACCCAGAGCUCUCUUUAUUUCUUACCCUAGCUUUGGCUCCAGGAGAUGAGAAAGAGGAAACAAAAGAAUCUGAAACAACCUUGGAAUUUGGAGAUGUCAAAGUUCCUGCACAUCAGCUGGUCCAGACCGAAUCGUCCCAGGAAGGCACGGUGACCUGGAGAACGUACCACACAUACAUUAAGGCUUCUGGAGGAUACCUCCUCUCUCUCUUCGCAGUCUCCCUCUUCCUCCUCAUGAUUGGCAGCUGCACCUUCAGUAACUGGUGGUUGGGUCUCUGGCUGGACAAGGGCUCACAGGUUACUUGCGGGCCACAGGGCAACAAGACAGUGUGUGAUGUGGGUGAGGUCCUGGCAGACACGGGGCAGCGCUUGUACCAGUGGGUGUACGCAGCCAGCAUGGGGUCUGUGUUGUUCUUCGGCAUCGCCAAAGGCUUCACCUUCACCAAGACCACGCUGAUGGCAUCCUCCUCGCUGCAUGACAGAGUGUUCGAUAAGAUCUUAAAGAGCCCAAUGAGUUUCUUCGACACGACUCCCACCGGCAGGCUGAUGAACCGCUUUUCCAAAGACAUGGACGAGCUGGAUGUGAGGCUGCCAUUUCAUGCUGAGAACUUCCUGCAGCAGUUCUUUAUGGUGGUGUUCAUUCUCGUGAUAUUGGCGGCUGUGUUCCCUGCUAUCCUGCUGGUGGUGGCGGGUCUGGCUGUGGGCUUCCUCAUACUGUUACGUAUUUUCCACCGAGGAGUCCAGGAGCUUAAGAAGGUGGAGAACAUCAGUCGUUCACCCUGGUUCUCACACAUCACCUCCUCCAUGCAAGGCCUCGGUGUCAUUCACGCCUACGGCAAAGAGGAGAACUGCAUCAACAACCACCUGCUGUACUUUAACUGCGCGCUCAGGUGGUUCGCUCUGAGAAUGGAUGUCCUCAUGAACAUCGUCACCUUCAUUGUGGCUUUGUUGGUGACACUGAGCUUCUCCUACAUCAGUGCUUCAUCCAAGGGCUUGUCAUUGUCAUACAUCAUCCAGCUCAGCGGGCUGCUCCAAGUGUGUGUGCGCACAGGAACUGAGACCCAAGCCAAAUUCACCUCGGUGGAACUGCUAAGGGAAUACAUGUUGACCUGUGUUCCUGAGUGCACUCAUCCCCUUAAAGCAGGGCCCUGUCCCCAGGACUGGCCCAGCCAUGGGGAGAUAACCUUCAAAGACUACCAGAUGCGGUACAGAGAGAACACCCCGCUGGUCCUUGACGGGCUGAAUUUGCACAUCGAGAGUGGGCAGACCGUGGGCAUUGUAGGGAGAACAGGCUCCGGGAAGUCCUCGCUAGGUAUGGCGCUGUUCCGCCUAGUGGAGCCUGCAGGCGGCACCAUCCUCAUCGAUGCUGUGGACAUCUGCUCCGUGGGUUUGGAAGACCUCAGAACGAAGCUGACUGUGAUCCCCCAGGACCCUGUCCUGUUUGUAGGUACAGUAAGGUACAACUUGGACCCAUUUGAGAGUCACACUGAUGAGAUGCUCUGGCAGGUUCUGGAGAGAACAUUCAUGAAAGACACGAUAAUGAAACUCCCGGAAAAAUUACAGGCAGAAGUCACAGAAAAUGGGGAAAACUUCUCCGUAGGGGAACGCCAGCUGCUCUGUAUGGCCCGGGCGCUUCUCCGUAAUUCAAAGAUCAUUCUCCUAGAUGAAGCCACUGCGUCAAUGGACUCCAAGACGGACACACUCGUCCAGAGCACCAUCAAGGAUGCCUUCAAAGGCUGCACCGUGCUGACCAUUGCCCACCGCUUGAACACGGUUCUCAACUGUGACCGGGUCCUGGUCAUGGAAAAUGGCAAGGUGAUUGAGUUCGACAAACCUGAGGUCCUUGCUGAAAAGCCAGAUUCUGCAUUUGCCAUGUUGCUAGCAGCAGAAGUCCAAUUGUAAACAUCCAUACUGCUGAGUUUAGAGGAGAAGGAAGAUAUGUGGGAUGUUGGUUGAGUGUUGCUAGCAGCAAGAGCUGUCACCUGGACAGGCUGCCACCUCCCACUUGGGGGUACAGGCAGCCGAGGCCACAGUGCUAUCCCCUACCUUGCCCGCAGUUCUUGCCACCUCUCCUCAUUUGGUGGAUUUGGGCUAGUUCUGAAUAGAAGAUGAAGUCAGUGGAUUUAAAAACUGGCCCUUACUUCCUAAUUCCCACAAGGGCCCCUCAUGUGUACCUACUAAUACCAUUGUACCGCCUGAGAACGGAAAUGCUGUAACUUUCCACUGAAAGCUGCUCCAAGCAAACAGAACAGGAAAAAUGCCCAAGGAUGGCAUUUGCAAGGGUUUCCUGGCCUUGCUUUUAACAGGGAGAAAAGCAGAAUUCUCUGCUUGCUUAACCCCUGUUCAUGUCUGCCUUGACUGCAUGACAAGCAGCAACCACACAGAUCCGCAGUCUGAAAGAUGGGUUACAGUGUUGGCUGAAAAAAAAAGUGUUUAAUCAUCUUAUGUGUUCAAUUGAUGUAUUAGAAUAACCAGGAAAACAAAAUGCCAGAGAAGCUCUGUAAAUGACAUUUUUAUAUCUUCUUUAUUGGUCAUUAAAAUCUAAUAGGAAAUUAAACUA
Molecule: messenger RNA, 4824 nt
Organism: Ochotona curzoniae (black-lipped pika)
Lineage: Eukaryota; Metazoa; Chordata; Mammalia; Lagomorpha; Ochotonidae
Gene: ABCC12
Product: ATP binding cassette subfamily C member 12
Exons: 29
Coding region: 51-4166 (1371 amino acids)
Biological process (GO): transmembrane transport
Cellular component (GO): membrane
Molecular function (GO): ABC-type transporter activity; ATP hydrolysis activity; ATP binding
Source: RefSeq, a predicted model, not a curated record